This is a messenger RNA of Lasiodiplodia theobromae, 3252 nucleotides long. RefSeq names its product Eukaryotic translation initiation factor 5. The transcript has 2 exons. The record is from RefSeq and is a predicted model, not a curated record. Gene Ontology annotation, molecular function: GTPase activity; GTP binding; translation initiation factor activity. Bases 1 to 3252 code for a protein of 1083 amino acids. NCBI's taxonomy places the organism in Eukaryota, Fungi, Ascomycota, Dothideomycetes, Botryosphaeriales, Botryosphaeriaceae.
AUGCCUCCGAAGAAGAAGGGCGGCAAGAAGGCCCAGCAAGACGACUGGGAGGCCGAGCUGGGCGAGACCAUCGACCCGAUAGCCGCGGCCACUGAGGCAGCGAAGCAGGAAGAGGCCGCCAAGGAUGCCGUCGAGGACGAGGAAGAGACGGGCGGCGGCGGCGGUCUGAUGGCCGCCCUGCGCAAGAACAAGGGCAAGCGUGCCAAGAAGGGCAAGGUCGUCAACGACUUCGUCGAGGGCGAGGAAGCGCCCGGCUCUGGCGAUGCGAGCGGCGUGCAGACCCCGCAGCAGGAGGACCUCGCUGCCAAGGCGCCCGAGGAGGCCAACAUGGACGACGAUGACCUCUUCGGCCCCGUGAAGAAGGGCAAGGGCGGCAAGCAGCAGCAGCAGCAGAAGAAGCAGCCGGAGAAGGAGGCCGACGAGGAGGACGAGGGCGCGGGCCGCAUGAAGUCGAAGAAGGAAAAGGAAAAGGAGAAGAAGGAGCGCGAAAAGCAGCGGAAGAAGGAGCAGGCUGCUAAGAAGAAGACCGCUGCGCCCCCGCCCGCUCCCAAGGCCGAGCCCGCGAAGGUUGCUGAGUCGAAGACUGAGGAUGCUCCUGCCCCGGAGCCCGAGAAGCCUGCCGCGGGUGGUAAGAAGAAGAAGCUCAACCCGGCCCUCCUCGCUCUUCAGAAGCAGCAGGAAGAGAGGAAACGUCUCGAGGAGGAGCAAGCCCGCCUGCUCGCGGAAGAGAAGAAGCGUAUCGAGGAGGAGGAGCGCCUGGCCGAGGAGGAAGAGCAGAAGAAGGCCGAGGCCAGAGCUCUCAAGAAGCAGAAGGAGAAGGAGAAGAUCGAGCAGCUCAAGCGCGAGGGCAAAUACAUGACCAAGGCCCAGAAGGAAGCGCAAAGACAGGCCGAGCUCCGUAUGAAGCAGAUGAUCGCCAGCGGCGCCAAGGUUGCCGGUCUUGAGGAUCCUGAAGCUAAGAAGAAGCCCGUCUACGACAAGAAGAAGAAGGGCAAGAAGCAGGCCCCUGCGGAGACGCCCAAGGUCGACGAAAAGGCCGAGGAGGAGGCUCGCAAGAAGCUCGAAGAACUCAAGCUCAAGGAGGAACAAGAGAAGAAGGCCGCCGAGGAGGCCGAGAAGGCCAAGAAGGAAGCUGAGGCUAAGAAGGCCGAAGAAGAGGAUGACCUUGAUGACUGGGAGGCCCUUGCCGAUAAGGAGGAGGGCGUCAACAUGGACGGCGUCAAGGACAGCUGGGACGCUCCCUCCGACGAGGAAGAUGCCAAGCCCGCUGCGGCGAACGGCAAGCCCAACGGCAAGAAGGCUGCGGAUUCCGAAUCCGAGUCUGAGGAAGAUUCCGAGGACGAGUCCUCGGAUGAAGAGGAAAUGACUGCCGCCGAGAAGGCCGAGGCUGCUCGUAAGGCUGCAGCUGCAGAGCGCCGUAAGCAACAGCACGAGGCUGCCCUCGCCGCCCGGUCAAAGGACGACCUCCGCUCCCCUAUUUGCUGUAUUCUUGGACACGUCGAUACUGGUAAGACCAAGUUGCUUGACAAGAUUCGUCAAACAAACGUCCAAGAAGGCGAAGCCGGUGGUAUCACGCAACAGAUUGGUGCCACUUACUUCCCUGUUGACGCGUUGAAGAAGAAGACGAACGUUGUCAACAAGGAUGGCUCGUUCGAGUUCAAGAUCCCCGGUCUCCUCGUCAUUGACACGCCUGGUCACGAGUCUUUCACUAACCUCCGAUCUCGUGGUUCCUCCCUCUGCAACAUCGCCAUUCUCGUCGUUGAUAUCAUGCACGGUCUUGAGCCUCAAACUCUUGAAUCUAUGAGACUGCUGCGUGACAAGAAGACUCCGUUCAUCGUCGCACUCAACAAGAUCGACCGUCUUUACGGUUGGAAGAAGAUCGACAACAACGGUUUCCGCGAGAGUUUGUCCUUCCAGAACAAGGCUGUCCAGAACGAGUUCAGAGACCGUCUCGAAAAGACCAAGGUGGCCUUUGCCGAGCAGGGUUUCAACUCUGAGCUGUUCUACGAGAACAAGUCCAUGGCCCGCUACGUCUCUCUCGUGCCCACGUCCGCCCACACGGGUGAGGGUAUCCCCGACAUGCUUAAGCUCAUCACCACUUUGACCCAGGAACGUAUGACCAACAGCCUGAUGUACCUUUCGGAGGUCGAGGCGACGGUUCUCGAGGUUAAGGUCGUCGAAGGUCUUGGUACCACCAUCGAUGUCAUCCUGUCCAACGGUGUGCUGAAUGAAGGUGACCGAAUCGUUCUUUGCGGUACACAAGGAGCCAUAUCAACGAACAUUCGUGCUCUCCUAACACCGGCGGAGAUGAAGGAACUGCGUAUCAAGUCGCAGUACGUGCACAACAAGACGAUCAAGGCCGCCAUGGGUAUCAAGAUUGCUGCUGAAGGUCUUGACAACGCUGUUGCCGGUUCGCGUCUCAUGGUCGUUGGCCCUGACGACGAUGAAGAGGACCUGGAAGAAGAGGUUAUGGGUGAUCUUGAGAACCUCCUGUCGCGCAUCUCCAAGACCGGCCGUGGUGUCAGUGUCCAGGCGUCUACUCUUGGUUCGCUGGAAGCCCUUCUCGAGUUCUUGCGCGUGUCUAAGAUUCCCGUCGCCAACAUUUCGAUUGGUCCUGUGUUCAAGCGUGAUGUCAUGCAGUGUGGUAUCAUGCUUGAAAAGGCUAAGGAAUACGCUGUCAUGCUCUGUUUCGACGUGCGUGUCGACAAGGAAGCGCGCGAAUAUGCAGACCAGAACGGCAUCAAGAUUUUCGAGGCGGACAUCAUUUACCACCUGUUCGACUCUUUCACGGCUCACAUGAAGGAGCUGGAGGAGCAGCGCAAGGAGGAGAGCAAGAUGCUCGCUGUCUUCCCCUGCGUGCUCCGUCCUGUCGCCGUCUUCAACAAGAAGGACCCCAUCGUCGUCGGUGUCGAUGUCAUCGAAGGAAACCUCAAGCUUCUCACGCCCAUCUGCGCCAUCAAGGAAAACCCCGUCACCAAACAGAAGGAAAUCAUCCAACUUGGUCGCGUGCAGUCGAUCGAGCGUGAUCACAAGCAGAUCGCUGUCUGCAAGAAGGGUCAGCCGUCGGUCGCGGUCAAGAUCGAAGGUCCCAACCAGCCGCUGUAUGGUCGUCACCUCGAGGAGAAGGAUACCUUGUACAGUUUGAUCUCGCGCCAGAGCAUCGACACGCUCAAGGAGUUCUUCAGAGCCGACGUCACCAUGGACGAGUGGGCGUUGAUCAAGAAGCUGAAGCCGAUGUUCGAUAUUCCUUAG